AGGUGUUCCUUUGAUACCAACACAGCAGUUUGCACUACGAUCUCCACCAGAUUCGACGGCAUCACACAACGUUUCUGACAAAACCACUCGUACGACGUUUUGACGACGCGAUCCUUCAGAAAUCUUCCUUUUUCUGCGACCAAACAAGCUUCCUUGAAUUCAGUUACAAUGGACAGAGGAGAUGGACCCCACAACGGUGCUAACCACAAUGCUCCUGACCUCGUUAUGCCAGACUUAGGAGACGGACCCCACGUUGGCCCUAACCAUGCUGGACCGGUACAUAACCCACAGCAGGAAAUACUGCAGGUCAUUGAACAGUAUGGGCGAUUUGACGCUCGAACCAUUCACUGGCUGCGGUACGUCCUCAUCAAUGGACUUGUGAUGGAAGCCAUUGCUUACCUGAGACAAAUUAGAGAUGAACUGGCUUACAAUAAUUAUGAUGACUAUGAGGAAGAAGAUGAGGAAGAUGAAGAAGAUGAAGAAGAUGAAGUUGGUCAACAGUUUGAAAAUGCUCCUGCUGAGCCUCGAGUUCACUUGGAGGUCAACCGUCCCGUGGAAGCAGAAGAUCCCCUGCCUGGAGGAUCCAGGAGGAAUGAACUGCCUGGUGCCAUCUCUGACAGUGACGUCGACAGUGAUGCUGAGGAAGAUGCACCCUCCACCAGCUCAGUGCCUGGAGGAUCAAGGAGGAGGUCAAGAGAGGAAGAUGAAGGAGAUAAGAUGAGCAGGAAACGAUUCAGGUUCUGGAAUGAUGCCGUCUCAGACAGUGACGCUGACAGUGACGCUGACAGCGACGCUGACAGCGACACAGACAGCAACACUGACAGCGAUACAGACAAUGAAGAACCAGUGCGAGCACAUUCUUCUCGCCAACUGUCUGGAGGAACCAGCAAGAGGAGAAGAGAGGAGGAGGAGGAUGAUGACGACGGCAGAGGCAGCAAACAACCCAAACGCCGACGCUAUUAG
Scatophagus argus is the source of this 963-nucleotide messenger RNA. Its product is annotated as serine-aspartate repeat-containing protein E-like. The coding region runs from base 169 to 963 and encodes 264 amino acids. The transcript is spliced from 4 exons. Lineage: Eukaryota; Metazoa; Chordata; Actinopteri; Scatophagidae. The record is from RefSeq and is a predicted model, not a curated record.